GUAAGAAUUUGAAUUUUUCAUGUUUUAAACUAUUUCUUAAAAAACAGAAAAGAUGCACCCACAACUUUGUAAGGAGGCAAUUUGUAGUCUGUGUUUUAAUGUUAUAAGUGACACGAAUUGCGAAGUAAUAGGCGAAGCCAUAAUGAACGUUCUAGAAGUAGUUCUGCCAAAUCUGAACAUAGAAGAGCGAAAUAAACAUGUAAUAUGUAAAUCGUGCUCUGUAAAAUUAUAUGCCGCUUAUAAGUUUAAGUUAGUAUGCAUAGAUACCGAGGAUAUCAUGUUUCCAUAUGUUAUUGACAGCAGUAAAUUGUCACUGGUCGACUUAAAAGAAGUUUAUCUAAAGGAGAAAGGGAACAUUCAGUUAACUGAUAUAUCGGAAAAUCAGAAAAUUUGUCGAUUAUGUAUUCAGUUGCUAACGGUUGGAUUUGUGUCAGUAAAUGAAGUGGAUGCUGACAUAAUCGAUACUUAUAUACCAAUAGUGAACUUCUGUGCUACCAAGGAUCCUAUUAUAUGCGGACCAUGUUUUGAUUCGCUUUAUACUCAUGGCGAUUUUUUAAAGAAAUGCCUCGAAGCGCAGGAAAAAUAUAAAUCUAAUGAUAGGCAGUCUUAUAUCAAAUCUGAAGAGAUUGAAAUAAAACUGGAAGAAAAUGGUCAAGAUUUGCAAGAACAAUACGAAAGUCUUGAGCAGCAGUUUUGUAUUAAAUUGGAAAUGACUGAAGUUAAGGUAGAGCAAGGCGAUCAGGAUAGGGAUUCUUAUUCAUAUGGCUCAUCAAUUGAAAACAAAAUGAGAGGCUCUUCAGAAGAUAGAGAAGAAAUAAAGAACAAAUAUAUGCCUAAACGUGAGACAGGAUCUGUUGAAAAUAUUACGACAUCAAUGGAUUCCAAUGUACAAAUACAAAAAAGUGAAAAGUUUAAAUUUCAGAACGGCGAGCCUUCAUUAGAUACACAAUUGUACCAAUGUGAUAAACGUAAACAUGAAUCAAAAUUUAAGGUGGAUCUGAGAAAACAUCAGUUGGUGCAUAAAGAUCUUUCAGAAGUGCGAUCGUUCAAGUGUGAUAAGUGUAGUUAUAAAACUAAGCAUAAGAGUGAUCUAAAGAGGCACCACUUAUCACACAAAAACCCUUCAGAUAUCCAAAUGUACAAGUGUGAUACUUGUACUUAUGAAUGUAAGUACAAGAGUAGCUUAAAAUUGCAUCAGUUGAAUCACAAAGAAAUUUUAGAAAUCCAAAUAUACAAGUGUGACACUUGUACUUAUGAGACUAAGUAUAAGAGAAAUCUAAAACUGCAUCAGUUAUUGCACAAAGAUUCUUCGGAAAUCCAAAUGUACAAAUGUGGUGCUUGUAUGUUUGAAACUAAACUUAAGAAUUAUCUGAAAAAACAUCAGUUAAAACACAAAAACCCUUCGGAAGUCCACAUAUAUAAGUGCGAUACCUGUAGUUAUGGCACUAAAUAUAAGGAUACUCUAAGGAAGCACCGGUUAAAACACAAAAAUAUAUCAGAAGUUCAAACGUACAAGUGUGAUAUUUGUGAUUACACAACUAAAUAUAAGAACAGUCUCAAAAAACAUUUGUUGAGAUAUAAGAACAGAACCUCCAGCAAGAGGAAAUGUGAUACAUGACAAGUAGGAUUUACGCGAAGGCUUGACGAGAAGUAUACUGGCAGCAAAAAUUUGGGGUACAAUAAAUUGUGACUUGUUGAAGAGAAGUUACAGAAGUCAUAAAAGCUAAAUAAAAAACCAAAAAACUUUAAGAUAGAUGGCGAUCAUAUAACGGGAAUUUUAAC
Molecule: messenger RNA, 1782 nt
Organism: Anoplophora glabripennis (Asian longhorned beetle)
Lineage: Eukaryota; Metazoa; Arthropoda; Insecta; Coleoptera; Cerambycidae
Product: zinc finger protein 761-like
Exons: 4
Coding region: 53-1618 (521 amino acids)
Biological process (GO): regulation of transcription by RNA polymerase II
Cellular component (GO): nucleus
Molecular function (GO): DNA-binding transcription factor activity, RNA polymerase II-specific; zinc ion binding; RNA polymerase II transcription regulatory region sequence-specific DNA binding
Source: RefSeq, a predicted model, not a curated record